UAUGCGCGCGCGCGUUCCGGCCUUUACAGAGUUAACUGGAAGCCGUGCUAAAGGCGGCACUCUGUGGGGGAGUUACUGCGUCUCAAGCCGCUGCUGCAGCAACAUCACAGCGCAUUCCUGAGCAGAGCCGCUAACAUCUGACUACCACAUCUCAUCUCAUCUCACUUCAUCUCAUUUCAUCAACAUCUCAUCAACAUCUCAUUUCAUGUAAAAGCCCGGCUACACGGCGGACCGACUGCACUGUAGGUUCUCCAGAACACCGCCAUCCGGUCCUCGGGCGCAAACUAUGCAUGAUCCAAACCCUGCUGAUUAAAAACCCAUCGCUCCUGCUUUGCUGAACAUGACCCACUGCUGAGUCAGGCUGUAGUGAGCACAUUACACAGUGGGGAGAAGGACAGAAAGCUGCUUUCGAUCACCCCCGUCACGUGAGGCUGGCCUCAAAAAAUGUCUGCAGAGGUGGAGUCCGGCAUGCCUCCAGCCGAGCAGGCACCCGUGAAGACGCCAUCUAAGAAAGAGAAGAAGAAGGCUUUAGCCACUUCUGAGAAAACAGAUGAGUUCCUGCUGGCCAGGUUCAAAGGUGAUGGUGUUCGGUACAAGGCCAAGCUGAUAGGAGUGGAUGAUGUGCCUGAGGCCAGAGGGGACAAAAUGAGCCAAGACUCUAUGAUGAAACUGAAGGGCAAAGCGGCAACCGCACGCUCUCAGGGCAAACACAAACAGAGAGUUUGGGUGAACAUCUCUCUCUCAGGAAUCACUAUUACAGAAGAGAAGUCAGGGGCGAUACUGAUGGAACAUGCAGUGAACAAGAUCUCUUUCAUAGCUCGCGACGUCACGGACAAUCGAGCAUUCGGCUAUGUGUGUGGUGCAGAGGGCCAGCACCAGUUCUUCGCUAUUAAAACUGCUCAGCAGGCGGAGCCUCUCGUUAUUGACCUGAAGGACCUCUUUCAGCUCAUCUUUAAUAUGAGGAAAAAAGAAGCAGAAGGUUCAAAGAAGGAAGAAACAAGCAAAAUGGUAGAGAAUGGAAGCGAUGCCUCACUAGGCAAUAGAAAAGGUGUGGAACAGCUGGACCUGUUUGGAGACAUGUCAACCCCGCCAGACAUGAACUCUCCUUCGGAACCUGAGGACAUCCUCUUGUUAGAUUUGUCCACUGAAAUAGACAGCAACCAGAACUGUGUGAAAGGCAACCCAUUUAUCAAUUCAUCUUCAACCCUCAGAGCCCAGUCCAGCCUCUCGCCUGAGAACCCCUUUUCCUCUCAGCUCAACUUCUUCCCCACCCCUAACCACGAUCCCUUCCGGGAUGAUCCCUUCUCCAAAAGUAACAACCAAACAGCCAAUCACAACUCUAACUCCCAGUCAUUUUUCAAUGGCGACCCCAAGAACGGUGACUCAGAUUACUUGGGCCAGCAAUUCGACCAGAUCUCCACCAGGACAAUGGUCCAGACACUCAGUAAUGGCCAGUGGCCACUAGAUGGCAGACCAGCAGAGACAACUGCCUGGACUCAAAAUACAAUACCAGAGAGGGAACAGAACGGCCAUAGCGGAAAAGUGACACCAGAUUUGUUUCUGGAAAAGGCUCAGAAUGGAGUCAAGCAUGAGAACGGAAGCAAGCCUGAAGCUGCUGUCAACCAAGCCAAGGAUUCUAUUAUCAUAAGCCCUCCGCCUCUUAACACAAAAGCUGGCAGAGGAAGGAGGAGUGUGAAGUCUCCAACAAAUGAAAACGUUGCUGUAGAUCCGUUCACUUCACCCACCCAGUCGGAAUCUUCAUCUCCUCCUCGACCCGACUGUACUCCAUUGAGCUCUGUUGAUUUUUUCAGCAAGAGCUCCAACGGUGCUUCAGACACCCUCGCUGGCCUUGGAGGGCUGUCACUUGGACACUCAUCUUCCUCCUCAAAUCCUGGUACAGCCACAUGGAAUGAGUCCCUCUCUCCCAUGUUCCCUGCAACUACCAAUGUCCCUAAUACUUUCACACAGCCCUCACCCUAUUCCAACACUCCAGUCCCAAAUUGGCCAGGCAACCAUGGAGUUUUUGGGACUACAUCCACUCAGCAGCUUCCUUCCUGGGGACCGAACAACACUCCUGUCUCUAAUGGAGCCUGGAGUCAGCAUUCAACUUUGGGGAACCCUUUCCAGUCCAACAUCUUUCCACCAACAUCAAGCAUGAUGUCCGGGGGACAGCAGAGCUCCAGCCCCCCUCCACUGAUCCCACCACGGUCAGGACCCGUCAAAGAACCUCCUAAGCUGGACACCGAUGCCUUUGUGGACCUGGAUCCUUUGGGGGAAAAAGAAAAGAGGGACAUCAAGGAAAUGUUUAAGGAUUUCCAAAUGGCUAAGCCGCCCAAUGCCUUGGCUAAGAAUGAACCACUAAAAGUUGGUGGCCAGAACUUGUUUGAUAGCCCUUUUGGAUCAGGUGGUUUUGGAGCACCAGCAACUAUUCAGAGUGCUCCUGCUAUCAAGGCUGUUGGAUCAGAUCCCUUUAGAGCCCCAUUUGGAAACCCCUUUGCAUGAUGACCCUUCAAAUUCAUGGAUCUCCAAACAACUCCGGUUGAAGCACAAGGUUUUCCUGUGAAGCGUUGCGUUGUCCAAUCUACAUGGCCUAACAAAGAUGGCACCCAAAAGCUCCAUUAAAGCCCUCCUACUUCAGAAACAUAGUAAAAAAUGACCUUUCAUGCAGUUCCCGAUGCCACGACGGCGGAGUGCAAAUUAACACUGAUAUUGCUUCACAUUAUAUGGCACUAAACUAGUGGUUAAUGCCGCCAGUGGCGCGAAAGCACAAACUGAACCAGAGGAGAAUGCUGAGUGUUCAUUGCACAGAUAAAAAUUACAGAAGAACAGUAAAGUGGAGUAGGUCAGCUUUGUGUUCUGUACUGCAGUAUUAUCGCUUGUGUUUUUAUUUCAUUUACUUGGCGGACACUUAUUAAUUUGCAGAUGAUUUAUCAGAAAAUAUCCUUUAAUGCGAGACUAUUUAGUGACACAUGAGUGCUAUUUUUUCAUGAUCAUUAAUCCACAUUGAAGUUUGUGGCCAAAUGGAUACAUAUAUUUCUGCAUACCAGCUGGAUUAAUGUGCGUCAUUUUAUACUUUUAAUGAUGAUGAUGGCCAGAGUACAGUCACUCCUAUGGAGAUGAUAGAAAAAUUGACAGGCUACAGCUGGCAAUCUGCUUUAUAUUGUUCUAGUAUUGAUCUGAUAAUGUCUUGGGCUGAGUGUUUUACUCCACUCUGUAUUGUACUAUUGAAAUAUUAUCAAGCUUAAUGUUCAGUUUUAUAUAAUGUGUUCAGGUGUCAUAUGUGGACACUGAUCAUCCUAAAACGUUCAUGUACUUGACAUAAGAACGUCUAUGUACGUAUAUGUGUGUAUGUAUGUAUUGCGAGAUGAUGGUCAGACACUCACUUUUCUUACCAUGUUACGUCAAGUGACAUAUCGAAGAAAACAAGUAAGCAUGGAGUGUGCUGUACACUGUGAGAUCUAAGUCGUGAUCUAAGACUUGGAUUAUCAGCGUGCCUUCACCUCAGUGACUUUAAGGCAAGGAAAGGAAGACUGAAAGACGAUCUGCCUGUACUGUACUGGAAGUCUUGUCAUAAUGACUUAUGAGUUAUGUGUGUAUGGAACUGUGUGUAUUAUGUGUGUGUCUGUGUAUAAAUAUAUAUAAAAUUUAUAUAUACUCAAUUGUGCACUAUGGCAUUUAUCUUGCAACUGUAGUUGUUACAAUAAACUGGAAUGGCAGUUAAAAGAAUGGGAUUGAAAUAUGUCCUAUUUAUCUGUAUCAAUUUAUAUUUCAACUUUUAUUGGAGUAUGUGUUUAAAUAAAGCAAUUUCUGGCUCUUUAAUAA
Silurus meridionalis is the source of this 3822-nucleotide messenger RNA. Its product is annotated as disabled homolog 2. Gene Ontology annotation, biological process: positive regulation of endocytosis; negative regulation of canonical Wnt signaling pathway; receptor-mediated endocytosis. NCBI's taxonomy places the organism in Eukaryota, Metazoa, Chordata, Actinopteri, Siluriformes, Siluridae. Bases 445 to 2502 code for a protein of 685 amino acids. The record is from RefSeq and is a predicted model, not a curated record. The transcript is spliced from 15 exons. Gene Ontology annotation, cellular component: plasma membrane.